AUGGAUAAACUCUUUUGGUGUGAUGGGAUGUCCCGUAAUGAUUACAUGGAAUUUGGAAACGUCAUUGCCUUUGACACCACAAACAAAGUAAAUGCGUACCACAAGCCGCUUGUGGUGAUUGUCGUCGUAAAUCACCACAGGCAAAGUGUUGUUGUUUCUUUUUCUCUAGUUAGCCAUGAAAAGGAGGAGACAUUCAAGUGGAUAUUGGAGCAGUUGACCGAAGCAGGGGAUAACAUCGCUCCUCACACUGAUUUGACUGACGGGGACAAGGCAAUGACAAAUGCAAUAUCAUUUGUUUUCCCGAAGCCAGUACAUAGGCUGUAUUUGUGGAAUUUAAUGAGGAAUGUAAAAGGACAUAGCUCAAAAACGUUCUGCAGUGGUUUCAUGAAAUGUAUGAGAAGUACACAACGGUGUGAAUCAAUGAACAGCUCAAUGAAGACAGUUUUUAACCAAAAAAUCAUGUUGUACAAAUUUGUUGAAUUGUAUGAUCAAAGUGUUGAAAGAUAUAAGGUUCACAAAAUCAGGCCUCGACUACCAAACGAAGCACACAACUCCGAUUAUCAAAGGGGUCCUUUCAGGAAAGCACAAUACAUUGUAAUACACAGGGCUAAGCUCCACAAGAUGUAUUGCUGCUGCAUGAAGUUGGAAUCUGUGGGCAUACCAUGUCGCCACAUGUUUGCUGUAAUGAAGUAUGGACGCAUGACCGAGAUACCAAGGGGUUGUAUACUUCGAAGAUGGACAAAAUAUGCCAAGGCAGGCCUGUCUUAUGGUCACACACUAGAUGAAUUUAAUGAGCAGACUGAUACUUCGUUCGUUGGUCGGUUUGCCUAUUUAAAUGGGUUGGGCAUACAAAUCUGCAGGUUGGCAGCUAGAUCUUACAACGGGUCACUAUGGUUAAAGAAUGUUUUGUCAAAGGUAUUGAUUUCUCUGGAAACCCGUGAUGAAAAAGCCGAGGGAAUCCCAAAGAAAGCGACAUUGGUCGGAAUCGGUGAUCCUAAAGUUUUGCAAGCCGACAUGGGACUUAAAAAGAAAGACGCAAAGCCACAAGAGAAAUCCAACAGUUCAGAGAAGCCGAAGUCCAUUGACCUCAACCAGUCACAAUCGACUACUCCGAUUGUCACCUCUAACAUUGGCCUUGGUGAGCCGUCUUUCCUUUUGGGGGAUUUAAUGCCAGGAACAUAUACCAGUGGUGAGGCUUCUGAAGCCGUCGACAACUAUGAAGUUAGCCAAUACAAAACAGAACCAACUGUUUUUUAUUGGGGGCCAAGACAGCAUUGGUAG
This is a messenger RNA of Spinacia oleracea (spinach), 1281 nucleotides long. Its product is annotated as protein FAR-RED IMPAIRED RESPONSE 1-like. Gene Ontology annotation, molecular function: zinc ion binding. Lineage: Eukaryota; Viridiplantae; Streptophyta; Magnoliopsida; Caryophyllales; Amaranthaceae. The coding region runs from base 1 to 1281 and encodes 426 amino acids. The transcript is spliced from 3 exons. The record is from RefSeq and is a predicted model, not a curated record.